Molecule: messenger RNA, 258 nt
Organism: Capronia coronata CBS 617.96
Lineage: Eukaryota; Fungi; Ascomycota; Eurotiomycetes; Chaetothyriales; Herpotrichiellaceae
Exons: 1
Source: RefSeq, a predicted model, not a curated record
UCCCACGAAGCUGCCGUCGCCCUGGUCAAACCGGCGGACCUAGGGCCUACUACUCCCUCCGGGGAAACCGGCGGAGAAUCGUCGCCGCACGGCUCACCGACACAAACAAGUCCUGAUGCUGAUCUUCAGCACGCCAACGAGCUUGUCUCGUUACACUACGAUCUCAAGGUCAAAUACCUUGAAAUGGGACCGGACCCGGAAUUGGUCCAGGCCGAAAGGCAGGUUGAUCAGGUGAUAUCAGCCUUGAACACAUCAUAG